Molecule: messenger RNA, 1392 nt
Organism: Penicillium cinerascens
Lineage: Eukaryota; Fungi; Ascomycota; Eurotiomycetes; Eurotiales; Aspergillaceae
Product: camp independent regulatory protein
Exons: 1
Coding region: 1-1392 (463 amino acids)
Molecular function (GO): DNA binding
Source: RefSeq, a predicted model, not a curated record
AUGGAGACGUACUACGGGCACGUCCGCACCCCCGCGGACGCAAUUAUUCUCUUCGAGGCCUGUCGCGUUGGGAUUCUUCCGCGAGUGCAGCGACGACUUUCAGAAAAGGAGCGACAGUCGAUUCGAUCCGGCUCCGUCUUUGUUUGGGAUGAGCGGGAAGCGGGCAUGCGACGAUGGACUGACGGCAAAUCAUGGAGCGCCAGUCGAGUAUCCGGUAGCUUUCUGACUUAUCGCGAGAUGGAGGGCAAGCGCGGAGGUGGUAGCGUUUCCCAGAGCUCGGUAUCCAGAGGAGGCAAGACGCCAGAGAGCCGGGGCAGCGAUGACGACCGCGGAGAUGGAACCGACGAAGGCCCAGAUGGUUAUCGAUAUAAACCGGACGGUUUAAUGAAGCAGUCAUUCAGUAUCACCACUUCAACUGGCCAGCAUCUUCAUCUGAUCAGCUACUACUCGCGAUCGCAUCCCGCGGCGGCAAACCUGCAACAACCCACCACCGACCCCGCUUUGCAACAAGUACGACCGCAGAAGGGUCUGUACCCAGAGUCCACCGUCAAUGACCAGCAGAACCUCCCAGUCGUUACUCGGGGUCCGAUGGCGGGCGCAGCUUAUCCGAUCACGCCUCACCCCAUGGGCGCCUAUGCGCCGCGCACCACACAUGCGCCUUCGUAUCAAGCGCAAUAUGCUUGGCCGCCCACACCGUUGGCUACCCCGCCGACAGUCGCGCUGCCGUAUGGCGCUGCUUAUCUCCCUUCGGUGUCUGCAGCUAACGGUCCUCCUCCGCCCUAUGGCCAGCCGCAACAUCAAACCCCUCCCCGCCAACCCCCCAACGUUCACCCCCUGCCGCCCCCACCCCAAGGAUUGCCCGGUCCUUACGAUCGUCCUCAUCACCCGGAAUCAGCCCUGCCGCCUGCCGGUCCUUCCGCAGCAGUGCCACCUGGAUAUCCGGGUCGCUCACCCCGGUCGAUGCACGAGUCCCUACACGAGCAGCGCAGUCCUCGCGCCUACGGACCACCCGCAGCAGACCCUCGCCUUGCCUCACCCCGAGUACCAGCAUCAGCCAUGCCGCAAGCCAACGGCAUUGCUCACAGCCCGCACAUGCUGAAGCGAUCACCUCAAAUUCUCGCCGGUCCUGCGCAGCAGCUCGGUUCCAUGGGCACCCCGCCCAAGCCCGUCGAAUCUGCAGGCGUCCCUGGCAUCGGCUCAUUAAUGAGCGGCACAUCCUUGGCUCCGAUCUCAGGUCCAGACGGUCCUGCAGCUGGUCCUGGAAGUCCCAGCAGCCGCCACCCGUCCAUCACCGGAGCCGACGGACCCCGUGAUAUCCCCAAUGAGAAGAUGAGCUUCGCAGGCGAGGACAUGCGCGCACUGCGCCAACUGGACCGGGUGUUCACGGCGUAA